Linum tenue is the source of this 1053-nucleotide messenger RNA. The record is from the annotation of a GenBank genome assembly. Lineage: Eukaryota; Viridiplantae; Streptophyta; Magnoliopsida; Malpighiales; Linaceae.
AUGAAAUUCGUCGUAACUACUGGCGUGAUCGCCAUCGCGAUGGUGGUCGCGACUUUGCAUCUGACUGCCAUCAACGUUUCAGCAGCCAUCCCUAGUUACUGGAAAACAGAAGUCGUGUUGUGCAACGAAACUUCGAGCCGUUGCAUGGGUGCACACAUAGGCUGCCCCGAGGAAUGCCCCUCCACUCGAAGACCGAAUGCCGAGGGCAAAAUUUGCCAUGUCGAAUGCGACCACCCGAUUUGUAACGCCGGGUGCAGGACGCGCAAACCGAACUGUGACGCUCCAGGAUCGGCUUGCUACGACCCACGUUUUGUGGGCGGCGAUGGCAGAGUGUUCUACUUCCACGGCAAGAGCAACGAGGUCUUCACCUUGGUCUCAGACCCCAACUUCCAGAUCAACGGACAUUUCAUCGGCCACCGGCCCGUCGCUAGACCCCGUGAUUUUACAUGGAUUCAAUCCUUCGGAAUCCUCUUCGACUCCCACAAAUUCACCCUCGAGGCCACUAAGGCCGCGACAUGGGACAACGAGGUGGACCAUAUGAAGUUCACCUACGAUGGCCAAGACCUUUCGGUCGAAGAAGGCUCUCUCUCCGCCUGGUCCUCCCAGGACAUCACGGUGGAGAGAGUUUCGAGCAAGAACAGUGUCAUCGUCACGAUCAAGAACAAGGCCGAGAUCCUGGUGAAUGUGGUGCCGGUGACCAAGGAAGAUGACAGAGUACACAAGUACCAAAUACCGGAACAUGACUGUUUUGUCCAUCUGGAAGUCCAGUUCAGGUUCUUCCAUUUGUCGCCGAAUGUCGAAGGGGUACUGGGCAAGACUUACCAGCCCGACUUCGAGAACGCUGUCGCGAAACCGGGCAAGGCAAUGCCCGUCAUGGGAGGCGAGGAUGAGUACAGAACCUCGGACCUUCUCUCUGCAGAAUGUGGUGCUUGCAUCUUCUCCAAAGCAGAGGAACAGAGCUCAAAACAGGGGAUGGGCACUAACUUUCCUACCCUUGACUGUACCAGGGGAGCUGCUGCUGCUGCUGGAUAUGGGAUUGUUUGCAGGAAGUGA